GUUACGGUGGAAGGAGGGGGAGAUUCGGGUCAUCGCUCAUAGCAACGGGAACCGGGCAAGAAAAGAAAUAAAAUAUCCCCCUUCCCUUCCAACUCCAGAUUACCCCCCGUGCUUGCAACCUAAUUAUAUUUUUUUAAUCGACUCCCAUAAAUAGAGAGGAAAAAAAAACUUAUUUUUAAAAGAAAAACAAUUACAAUGGCGGUUAUGAAGCCUGAGGCCUAACUUCACUCCUGAAGCCUCGGGGUCGAGUAGAUGGUCUGGCCGUACCGGCGAGCUUUGAUCCCGGGGUCCAUGAGACGCUGAAGCUGAAGGGAUUUUUCUUUUGAGGAAAAGAAGAAAAUAAAGGAAACAAAACAAAAAAAAGACACAGAUAUCGCCCGGAGCUCCCUCCAAUCUUCCCCCCUGCAACAACCACCCUCCCAGCCCCCCUCAAAUAAUCACUGGAGGGAGGUAAUCAGCCAAGUAACAGACGAAAGGAAAGAUCAGAACUUAGACAAUCUAAGCGUAAAGAUACUAUGUCGACAUGGAAGCCAUCUUCCCAUCACGAAAUGAGGCUUGCAAUCCUUUUGUGAUUAACCGGGGGGCAAAUUGCUACGCUGGAAACCAAGGUUGUUCACAUGUGGAAAUGGCUCUACAAGAUUUGCCAGAUAUUUCUGCUAUGACAGAUGAAGUAUACCGAACGCGAAGCCAAAAGAGAGCAUUGGAGCGCGAAGGCCUGCAUAACGAUGUGGAUAUGAAGAAACCAAAAAUGGAAUGCUCCAGAGGGAAUGAUAGGGACAGUGAACUAGAUGAAGUGAAAGGGGGAAUGAGAAUUAAAGCAGAACCCAUCGAUCGGGGUGGUGGUCGGACUCCUGGGUUUCUAAAGGGGCCGGGUGAAGUGAAAGCAACAAUUAAAGUAGAAGUACAGGCCGGUGAUGAACCUGUCGACAUGAGCACAUCAAAGAUAGAAAUGAAGAAGGGAAAGCGUGCUCCAUCACCAGAUAUCAUCAUCCUCUCUGACAAUGAAGCUUCAAGUCCCAGGAUGAACGGGCUUUCAAAAGAGCCAGGAAGAAACGCAAAUCGAGAUGAUAUUAUGAAGAGCACACCAGAGGAGCGAGAGAGAAUGAUUAAGCAGUUAAAGGAGGAGCUGCGGCUGGAGGAAGCCAAACUUGUCCUACUCAAGAAACUUCGACAGAGCCAGAUCCAAAAAGAAGCUACGAUCCCGAAGCCUGCUGUCUCGACAGGCACUGCCAUGGCCACCCCACCCCCGCUGGUCCGGGGAACGCUGCAUGUUCCCACUGGCAAGCCCAACUUCCAGGUAACCACUGCCCGCACAAUGGGUACAGUAAUUCCACCACCAUUGAUUCGUGGUGGUCAACAGGGAACCUCAAAACCUGGAUCCCAGCAGAACUCUCAAAUGGCAAUGCCACCGUUAGUAAGAGGAGCACAGCCAAUGUCUGUUUCUCCCCAGCAAAUCCACGCCAUCAGGCCACAUGCCAGCACCGCUCCACCACCCCUGCUCCUGGCCCCACGGGCUUCGGUGCCCAGCUCAGUGCAGAUGCAGGGCCAGAGGAUUCUUCAGCAGGGACUGAUCCGUGUGGCCAAUGUCCCCAACACCAGCCUGCUUGUCAACAUUCCACAGGCAUCGAGUACGAUGAAAGCCUCAGCGUUGAAUUCGGCUCAGUCAAAUGCCAGCACCAAUACAGUGUCAUCAGUCAUGAAUUCCAAUGACUCACCAGCCAGUCGGCAGGCAGCCGCCAAGCUUGCUCUCCGGAAGCAGCUGGAAAAGACAUUGCUGGAAAUCCCACCACCCAAACCGCCAGCCCCUGAGCUGAACUUCCUACCCAGUGCUGCAAAUAAUGAGUUCAUCUACUUAGUGGGCCUGGAGGAGGUGGUGCAUAAUCUUCUAGAAACCCAAGGUAAAAGUUCAGUACCGGGAUUGACCCAAGAGCCAUACGCCUGUUCUCAAUGUAAAACUGAUUUCACCUGUCGCUGGAGGCAAGGGAAAUCUGGCACUAUCAUGUGUGAGCAAUGCGUGACGUCGAACCAAAAGAAGGCAUUGAAAGCUGAGCAUACCAAUCGUCUGAAAGCAGCAUUUGUGAAGGCCCUUCAGCAAGAACAGGAGAUUGAACAACGGAUACUGCAACAGACAUCAUCGACUGUACAGAGCAAGCAGGACUCUGCAGUACAGCACCAUACGUUGAAACAGAGCUCUGGCCAGCUGUCUCGAGGGCCACAGUCAAUUACAACCAACCCCCGAGGAGUGCUGCACACGUUUAGCCAAUCGUCUCAACUGCAGAACGCUGCUCUUGUCAGCAGGCAAAAUAAGCACACCGAGCGAGCUGGGAGCAAGGGUAACACCGCCACCUGGAGGAAGCAGAUCAGCAACACAGGAGUUACAAUGGCAUACGCUAGCCCGAAUCUAUCGAUGCACAAGACAACUUCAGCUGUGGAACGUCAGCGCGAGUACCUGCUGGACAUGAUCCCUUCACGAUCUAUCAGCCAGUCAGCCACCACAUGGAAAUAA
This is a messenger RNA of Stegostoma tigrinum, 2506 nucleotides long. RefSeq names its product GATA zinc finger domain containing 2Ab (gene gatad2ab). The record is from RefSeq and is a predicted model, not a curated record. Gene Ontology annotation, biological process: negative regulation of transcription by RNA polymerase II. The transcript has 14 exons. NCBI's taxonomy places the organism in Eukaryota, Metazoa, Chordata, Chondrichthyes, Orectolobiformes, Stegostomatidae. The coding region runs from base 524 to 2506 and encodes 660 amino acids. Gene Ontology annotation, molecular function: sequence-specific DNA binding. Gene Ontology annotation, cellular component: NuRD complex.